Molecule: messenger RNA, 1330 nt
Organism: Centruroides sculpturatus (bark scorpion)
Lineage: Eukaryota; Metazoa; Arthropoda; Arachnida; Scorpiones; Buthidae
Product: protein bric-a-brac 2-like
Exons: 5
Coding region: 117-1154 (345 amino acids)
Biological process (GO): regulation of transcription by RNA polymerase II
Cellular component (GO): nucleus
Molecular function (GO): protein binding
Source: RefSeq, a predicted model, not a curated record
GUUUAGAUGCUCAGAUUCGUUACAAUCUUUACUAUGGGCGUAAGGCUGCUUUUUAAUGCUUUUUAAUUUUUUCGUUCUGGUGUUUUAAAAUAUAAUAUUGGCUAAAGAAACUAAAUAUGGGAACGCAACAGUUUUAUUUUAAAUGGAAAAAUUACGAGGAAAAUAUGAUGUCUAGUUUCAAGCAAUUUUUAACUACAGAACAUUUGAUGGACGUCACUCUGUCCUGCGAAGGCAGACAAAUGAAAGCCCACAAGUUGAUAUUGAGUGCAAGUAGUUCACUUUUAAAAAAUAUUUUUCAGGAUAAUCCCCAUCAGUAUCCCAUCAUCGUCCUAACGAAAACAAAGUAUUCUGAUCUGAAAAUGAUUCUGGAUUUUGUUUAUAACGGCGAAAUUUUCGUUCCCAGCAGUCAAUUAGCUGGACUUUUAAAAACUGCCGAAUUACUGAAAAUAGAUGGUCUAGGUCCAUUCAUAGAAGCCCCUAAAGAAGUAAUAGAGGAAUCUACUAAAGUUUCCACUUCGCAACCAAAGAAAGAAAAAAGGAAGAGAACAUCCUCGAGUGAAUCUGACGAAGUCCAUGAGAUUCCCUCUAAAGUUAAGUUGUCUGAACCCCCUGUUUUAUCUCCGAACUUGAAAGAAAUACCUGUUUUUACAUUAAAUGAAGAUGCUAUAAAAAAUGAAUCGGUCAAGGACGAAAUCGAAAUAAUCGAAAAUCCCCCGAUAAUCAGAAUUGAUGAUGAUGAUAAUAUUGAGAUUAAAAGGGAAGAGGAAAAUGAAAUGUUUGAAAUCGGUUCAGAUGGAGCGUUCGAUUCAUCACAGAAUCAACUUGCUUGCACAGUUACGUCCGAUCCAACGGUAUUCGACACAUCACCAAAAUUUGUACCUACUAUUUCAAAAGAAAUCAAAAUAAGCGAUGCAAUGAGUGAAAUGAUAGACGACGAUAAUGAUCAAUUGUCAGAAGAUUUUACAUUUCAACAUCACUUUUCUCUUCAAUCUUCGACUCCUAGUUUGGAUAUUGCAUCGACGAGUCAAAAUCGUUUGGAUGAAAACGUUUCCGAAAAUGAUCAAGAAGAAACCAUGUCCGAGCAAUCACUAGACAGUAGUUCCUUUCAUGAUCCUAGUUUGUCAGAAUCAAAUAAUUCUAAGGCAACCAUUUAGAUAACAAGUUUAUCUUGUGUAUUGCCAACACCUUAUCGAUGACAUCGCUAACUCUUCCUAAACACACUAACUCAAGCCACGACAGACACCAUGAACGGUCUUCAGUGGACAGACAUCAGGAAAAAGGAUCAAGUCUUGCGUCUUCACCCCCGGCUUCAAAAUCAUCAUAAAGAAUU